Molecule: messenger RNA, 858 nt
Organism: Fusarium venenatum
Lineage: Eukaryota; Fungi; Ascomycota; Sordariomycetes; Hypocreales; Nectriaceae
Source: RefSeq, a predicted model, not a curated record
AUGCCUUCUUCCCGUACUCAGUCCGGCCUCAAGGCCGCUAGUGAAAAGUCCUCCAAGUUUCUGUCGACUCUAAAGGAGGCGGUUCGUUCAACAUUCUCCAGUAACUCCGAGAGCAGUAACGAGGAGAAAGGUAGGGAGAAGCACAGGUACAAGCUGCAAGAACGUCCUGACCUCCGGUCCAGUCAGGAAGAGGCAGAUUGGGCCUACGUCCACCAAGAAGUCUUGGCCGACUGUGUACCUGACAAGAGCCCGGACAAGUAUCGUGCUGACCAAGGUAUGACUCUGGAGAGAUACAGAGCCAUUGCAGAUCAGGACCAGCUUUUUUGUGGCCCUUAUCGUCCUCCCAUGGAUAGCCCCGAGGCCGUUGCUUAUGGGGUCCAGCUUCGUGAUGAACCUCGUCGUCAUCCUAUGGGUGAGCGCAAAGUCGCCGCUCGUGUGCGUCAGUUUCGUGCUGAGGCUGCCUAUCAUGAGCAUCGGUAUCAUGUCGAAUCUCGUCGCCAUGCUAUGAAAGAGCGCGAGGCCGCUGCUCGCAGACGCCAACCUCGUGAUGAGAUUGCUGUUAAUGAGGAACAGUUUGAUGCUGAAUCACGUCGUUAUACGAUGGAUGAGCGUCAGGGCUCUGCUUCUAGUUCUUCUAGCGUGUACGAGAGCGAGACUGAGGCUCGCGAGGCCCAGCUUCGUGCCGAGGCCCAGCUCCGCGUCGAGGCCCAACUUCGUGCUGACUCCGCUCGUAGGAGGCGUAUGCAUGCCGAGGCCGUUGCUCGUGUCGAUGAUGCUACUCGCAGGGGCAGGAUGCGUGCUGAGGCCGCUGCUCGCGAGGAUGAGCUUCGUCCCGAAACUCGUCGCUUCAUAAACUAA